Molecule: messenger RNA, 2656 nt
Organism: Cynoglossus semilaevis (tongue sole)
Lineage: Eukaryota; Metazoa; Chordata; Actinopteri; Pleuronectiformes; Cynoglossidae
Gene: pex19
Product: peroxisomal biogenesis factor 19
Exons: 8
Coding region: 234-1088 (284 amino acids)
Biological process (GO): protein import into peroxisome membrane
Cellular component (GO): peroxisome; peroxisomal membrane
Source: RefSeq, a predicted model, not a curated record
UGUUCAAAGAACACACAGUCUUCAAUCUAGCAAACAGCAUCUAGCUACCUGCUCGAAAAUAAAGUUCUCUCUGUGUCCACUGCUCCAGUGUCGAGCGGACACCAUUUAAAAUGUUUCCCAUAAAUACGACAGGACAGACUGGACUUUCAACGUCAACAUGAAGGACGAUAGAACGGAGCAGAAACUCACGGGUAAUCUGUACAACAGUCAUUGAACUCAUCAUCAGGAAGGAGAUGAGGAUGGAUUUACUACUGCUCAGAUGUUUUGGUGCAUUAGAUGACUUUGACAAAACACCAAUCUCUGCUGCUCCUGAACCAGCUGCUGCUUCUUCCUCAGCCACCAGUGGAGCUCAGAAGACGCCCUUGCUUGAGGACACAAAACUCUUUGAAACCCUCUUUGAAGGGGAGUUAGCUGCUGAAGCCAAGGAGGAAUGGGAGAAAGCCAUGAGUGAGCUAGCUCAGGACGAGCCAGAGUUACUGCAACACUUCCAAAAAUUAUCUGAGGCAGCUGGAAAAGUUGGCACUGACACAGCCUCCCAACAAGAAUUUACCUCUUGUCUUAAAGAAACCCUGCAUGGACUUGCCAAAAAUGCAGAUAAUUUACAGUCGACAGGACUAGCAGGUGACGACCUUGUGAAGACUCUGGAAGGUCUGAGAUUGGAGGAGGGCGGUGAAGGAGACGGUGAUGAUGGAAACAUCCUGCCCAUCAUGCAGUCCAUAAUGAAGAACCUUCUUUCUAAGGAUGUACUUUAUCCAUCACUCAAAGAGAUCACCACCAAAUAUCCAGAAUGGCUAGAAUCCAACAAGACGAGCCUCAGUGCGGAAGAUUACCAGCGAUACGAACAACAAGCCAAAGUCAUGGGGGAGAUCUGCAAACACUUUGAGGAGGAAGGACACGGAGCAGAUGACAAAGACGGCUCAUUUGAAAGCAUCAUGGGUCUGAUGCAACAGCUACAAGACUUUGGCCAACCACCCAAAGAACUGGCAGGUGAUACGCCUCCAGGGUUCAACUUUGACAUGGAGUCACUUUUUCUCCCCGGUGGGGCAGGAGCCGGAGCCGGAGCAGCAGAUCAAUGCUCCGUCAUGUGAUGAGGCAGACAUGCAGCUCAUCCAAAAACACUCAGACCAGAGGGUCCUUCUCUGUGUUUGUGUGUCAGCAAUGAAGAUGGAACAAGGAAGUGAAGACGGCGUGUGAAGCCGUGGUCAUACACAGCACUGUGACCUGCAGCCAACACUGUUCUCUGUUAUGAUGAAGGUGUGAGUGUGGGAGAGGCCUCUGAAACCACCACCCACAAACGUGUGUUUUAACAACAAAAUAACAGCAAAGAACGAUGUAUGCAUUUGUUGUUUGACGUCAUAAUCCAUUUUAGCUCCAUUUCCUUCAAAGUUAAAACAAAACCACUGCCCAUUUUUAAUAUGUUUUUACAUUAGGGUAAAAUCUAUUGAACCACCUUACAGUUAAAACUGUGCCUUUGGCUGAUGGACUCUAACUUUUUAAUUUGAUUUCAAAUCCAUCAUUCAACAAAGAACCUCAGAUUAAAGUGUGUGUAUUUGUCAGAUCAUCCAAAAUUUUGUUGACACGAGUCAAAUUAACAGUUAAUUUAACAAUUUUAAUAAAUAACUUUAAGUGAAUACUAUGUUAAUGGAACAGUAGCUAGUGAAAGACAUUGUACACAUGUUAAUUAUUUAAAAUGAUAUUAUGAGAUGUAAUUCCCAGGAAUAUCUGUGACAUGCCCAGCUUCCCCAAACCUUCUAGACUUCUCAUUCCCAGAUACGGUUCGGAAGCAUAGACUGUGUGUAAGAGAUGGACCUAGAAAUCACAGAUUUUGAAGCCUGGGGUUCGAUAAAAAUCCUGUUUUUAUCAAUUGGUUUAUCUUUUAAAUGAUCCUGAACCUAUGCAGCUACUUCUGUCUGAACAUCUGGAAUACACUUACAACCCUAUGGCUACAAUUAGUUCUUAUACACUGUCCAUGAUUCUAAAUGGAGAUGCUAGCUCCCUGAUGUCUUUGCUGUGGUGAGAUGGUUAUUAUAUUCUAGAGUUACCUUAAAAAGGUGCUUCCCUUGUGAUUCAUGUUGUUUUUAUUGUGCAGUGUCAUCUUUUGUAUGAGGUCCCAUGUGGGGGAGGGAAACACUGAUGUGUUGUUUACCUCCAGUAUCCUGUUUACCUUCUACAUAGAGUUAUGGUUAAAGACAAUUUACAGGAAAUGUAAAAAAUAAUCAAAUCACGGAUUACAAUGAAAAGGAUGUGUCUAUUAUUUUUGUAGAGCCUCUACUUGGACUUGAUUCGGUUUUUUUUUUUUGUUUGUUUGUUUGUGGUUUAUGUCCGUUGUCAAUGGCUAAAAUUUUUCCACUGUUGCUAAAGAAAGACAGAAGGAGAAGUCAAGAAAUGUCACACCCAUCACUCAUCUUUACCUGUAUAAUAAACGGUUAUAGAAUGUGAACGGAUUUACUCAGCACUGAAAUAAGAGCAGAUUCAAAAGAUGGUCGACAGGAGGCCUCUGUGGACGUGGUGUUCUUGGUGAAGGAAGAUCAAAAACUGUUCCACUUCCAGGGCCUUUGAAGCAAAACAUAAUUUUUAGCAACACUAAAAAAUUGCAUCCUGUUGAUUGAUAUUUAGUUUUGUAAAUAAAAUUAAUAAAAAGACAUGCUGAAAGAAA